Messenger RNA from Saimiri boliviensis boliviensis (Bolivian squirrel monkey), 543 nucleotides. The record is from RefSeq and is a predicted model, not a curated record. NCBI's taxonomy places the organism in Eukaryota, Metazoa, Chordata, Mammalia, Primates, Cebidae.
AUGUACCCUAGAGAGAUUCUGAGAGCCCUGGCAGUGACAGUUGGUCAUUCAGCUUCACGAGAUAAAGAACACAGCACCAGGAAGAGGCACAGGUCUCUGAGCGACCCAAUUCUAAUUGCAACUGCCAAAAAACACCCUGAUGCAGAUUCUUUGUAUGUAGAAGAAGUAGAUGUUGGAGAAGUAGCCCCAAGAACAGUUGUCAGUGGCCUGGUGAAUCAUGUUCCUCUUGAACAGAUGCAAAAUCGGAUGGUGGUUUUACGUUGUAAUCUGAAACCUGUAAAGAUGAGGGGAGUAUUGUCUCAAGCAGUGGUCAUGUGUGCUAGUUCACCAGAGAAAGUUGAAAUCUUGGCACCUCCAAAUGGGUCUGUUCCUGGAGACAGAAUUACUUUUGCAGCUUUCCCAGGAAUGCCUGACAAGGAGCUGAACCCUAAGAAAAAGAUUUGGGAGCAGAUCCAGCCUGAUCUUCACACUAAUGAUGAGUGUGUGGCUACAUACAAAGGAGUUCCCUUUGAGGUGAAAGGGAAGGGAGUGCUCAAACCAUGA